GUAAAUAAUUUGCUAGAUUUAGAGCGUAAUCUGGCAGCAAGACGUUUCGGCCAUUUUGUCUCGUGGCGUUAGUUGGUCGUUUCAGAGCUUUUGAUUUUGCUGAAAAAUGCCACCUAAAACAACUAAGAAAUCAUCCGCUAAAACACCUGCGAAGUCAGCAGAGGUAAAGCAACCAGAGAAGAAGGUUGCUCCAAAGUCACCUUCAAAGGAAAAGACUGACAAGAUAAAGCCUAAAAAGGAUUCUCUACCUGUUUCAAAGGCUAAAACUAAAGCAUUGUCAGCCAAAAAAAAAAUAGUGAAGGGAGUACAUGGAACACGCAGGAGGAAGAUCAGGACUUCUGUCCGUUUUCGUCGUCCUCACACACUAAAAUUGCCCAGACAUCCAAAAUAUCCCCGAAAGAGUGUUCCUCAUAGACCAAGAUUGGAUCAGUACUCCAUCAUUAAGCAUCCUUUGACUACAGAAUCUGCAAUGAAGAAGAUUGAAGAUAACAAUACUUUAGUGUUUAUUGUUCACUUGAAAGCAAAUAAACCUCAGAUUAAAACUGCUGUCAAAAAAUUAUAUGACAUUGAUGUCCAGAAAGUAAAUACACUUAUUAGACCUGAUGGACAGAAGAAAGCUUAUGUACGAUUAGCACCAGAUUAUGAUGCUUUAGAUGUUGCAAACAAGAUUGGUAUCAUCUAAAUGUGAAAAUUGUAAGAUUUGAAAAAUAAAGAAAUUUUGGAAGACAA
Centruroides sculpturatus (bark scorpion) is the source of this 729-nucleotide messenger RNA. It is a transcript of the gene RpL23A, whose product is annotated as 60S ribosomal protein L23a-like. The transcript has 5 exons. Lineage: Eukaryota; Metazoa; Arthropoda; Arachnida; Scorpiones; Buthidae. Bases 107 to 682 code for a protein of 191 amino acids. Gene Ontology annotation, molecular function: rRNA binding; structural constituent of ribosome. The record is from RefSeq and is a predicted model, not a curated record. Gene Ontology annotation, cellular component: cytosolic large ribosomal subunit; ribosome. Gene Ontology annotation, biological process: ribosomal large subunit assembly; translation.